This is a messenger RNA of Chara braunii, 2098 nucleotides long. The record is from the annotation of a GenBank genome assembly. NCBI's taxonomy places the organism in Eukaryota, Viridiplantae, Streptophyta, Charophyceae, Charales, Characeae.
GGGAUAUGUUGUACAACUUUAGGAGGGCUGCUAAGGAAGAGAAGGUGGAAUGUACAUGUGAAAGCAUGGAUGCGAAAUUUCCUAGGCGUGAUGGUCAUGUAUGCUUCAGGCUUAGUGAAGUUGACUUUGUUCCACAAUGGUUGAAAAAUGCGAAAAACAGACCUAGGCCUUCACGUGGUUAUACGAUGUCCUCUCUCAGCAAACAGGUGCUGGAGGCAUUCAGCGCUUUUGUAGCGACUGAUUUGGUCUUUCGGGAAGAACUGUCGAGAAUGAUGAAGGGGGAAGAAUGGGAUGGCUGUUUCAACAGAUCUAAGAGUAAUGACGCUGACAUGCAUGGAGAAUGCAAUACUGACAAGGUUAGAAUCUGGAAGGCCUGUUUCGAUAGUCUGGUGUGUUGUUCAAUUGAUCACAAUCCUGGGGACUCAUUGGUGUGUUGCCCAGUGGUGUAUCGACAAGGGAUGGAGGUGAUGUUUUUGAAAACUAUUGGGUUUGAAAUAUGUCUGAAGAAGGAGGAUGAUGUCAACUUUGAGAAUGGGAAAAAGUUUGGGGAGUUGGGAGUGAGGAAUUUGGGGAAAUGGAAUUCGAGAGGGAGGUUGGGCAUGUGUUAUGUAAUAUUAAAGCUUAAGGAUACCAGAAAAUGGCGGCCGAUAUGCCCAACGUAUUAUGAAGGGGGUGUGGUGGCCAGUAAGCGGGUGGCUAGGGUGGUUAAUCAGUUGUUGUGGGAUCUGCCAUCGGGGAGCAAUUUCAAUAUGAGGAGUACUGAAGAAUUGGUGAAGAGGAUAUCAGAUGCCAACAAAGGGUUGCUACCAGGUGAGAAAUUUGUUACUGCGGCAUUUGACAUCAAAGAGAUGUUUUGUAAUUUGUCGCACGAUGCUGUUUUGGAUGCAGUAGGAUGGAUAAUUGACUACUGGUUACUGCAAAGGGCAAAGGGUGUCAUGCUGAAGAAUAGGGGAAAGGAGGCGAAGGUGAGGAUGAGGGAUGUACAAAUAGGUUGGAUGGACGUGAGUUUUGAUGAUGUGAUGCGAUUUGUGAAGUUUGACCUGGAGUGCACCUUUGUAAUGGUCGGUGGUGUGGUGUUGAAGCAACGGAUAGGAAUUCCGAUGGGUAAGGCAUCUAGCCCUGCGUUGGCCUGCUUACUAACUGCAUACUCUGAGUUUACCUUUUUGAAUUCUCUGGGAUCUAUGCGACUUAUGACGUACGGGGCAAGGAUUGUGGAUGACGUCUCCAUUUUUGUGAGAUGCAAGAAAACGGAUGCGACCUCGAGAUUGAGGGUUGAGCAAGUGAUUCUGUGUUUCGAAGACUGCUACCAUGAGAACUUGACAUUGGAGCGGACGGACAAGGGAAGAUUCUGGGAGUUUCUCGGCUGUAUUGUGGGAACAGAGGAAGUGACGAAUGAGCUGGUAUGUGUGGCGACUCACAAGAACCAGGCAAUGGUGAAAGGUGGGCUGUUGGUAUUUCAGAACCUCCAAGACUUCUGCACAUAUUCAGGAAGACAGCAGAAGCUGGCGGUAAUCAGUUCUUUCUUGUAUAGGGCAAAACGCUACACUACAUUCAAAGGUGCGGAGGCGGUCUUUCUGCUCACGCUGAAGAUGGGGCUACGAAUGAGAGGUUUUCCGGACGAUUAUUUUGAUACGGCACUAAAGACCUUUUCGGAUAAGUUCGAAGGAAUUUGGGAAGAUUGUGUCGAGUGCUUCACAGGAUGAGGAGCCUACAAAUGGAAAAGAUGAUGUCCCUGAUGUCUUUCUAUUUUUCUUGUCUGAUGAACUGUUUCUGGUCCUUCUCUUGUUUAUGAUCCCACUCUUUUUGGAACUCUAUCCUCUUCUGAAUUCUACUUCUGUUUUCUGAGUGAUCAACUCUUACUAGGUCUGCUGCUUUUGCCUUUGAAUGGAUCUUCUGGGUGAUGAAUUGGCUAUGAUGAACCAUUGGCUGCUUCUGGUCUUCUUUUGUCUAUGAUUCCGUUCAUCUUGGAACUCUAUUCUCUUCUGAACUCUACUUCUGUCUUCUGAAGUGUUCAUUACUCCCACUAGGUCUGUUGUCUUUAUCUCUGAAUCGAUCUUCUGGGAUGAUGAAUUGGCUAUGAUAAACUGUUGACUUGAAG